CAAACGGCCGCGGAGCUUGGAUGCGUGUCCGGGUGGCGUGACACGUGUGGGCAGGACACCUCCAGGGGGAACCCCAAAAAAAGCCAACGGGAUUUCUUUUUAAAACUGUGUGACUUUUCUAAUUUAUUUUCAAAGGUAGUUUGGAUCUGAGCACUUAAGUUCUCGUUUCAUUAACCCCCUAAAAGAAGCAAGAUGGGACGCGGAGAAGGUCGGGAGCAAUAUGAGCUGGCGGCCACCUCAGAACAGGGGGGCAAGAAAUCCAAGUCAAAGGGCAGAAAGGACAAGGAUAAAGAUAUGGAUGAACUCAAAAAGGAAGUUGACUUGGAUGAUCACAAGUUGACGCUGGAAGAACUCAACAGGAAGUAUGGCACUGAUCUAACAAGGGGACUGACUACUGCUCGUGCAAAGGAGAUCCUUGCACGUGAUGGACCCAAUGCUCUGACGCCCCCUCCCACGACCCCAGAAUGGGUGAAAUUCUGCAAACAGCUCUUUGGUGGCUUUUCUACUCUACUGUGGAUUGGAGCUUUACUUUGUUUCUUGGCUUAUGGAAUUCUAGCAGCCUCAGAAGAUGAACCAGCAAAUGAUAAUUUGUACCUGGGUAUUGUGCUGUCUGCAGUGGUGAUGAUCACUGGGUGCUUCUCCUACUAUCAAGAGGCUAAAAGCUCAAAGAUCAUGGAUUCCUUCAAGAACCUUGUCCCUCAGCAAGCCUUGGUUGUUCGUGAUGGUGAGAAGAUGAGCAUAAAUGCUGAAGAUGUAGUUGUUGGGGAUCUUGUGGAGGUUAAGGGAGGAGACCGCAUUCCUGCUGAUUUGCGUAUUAUUUCUGCUCAUGGAUGCAAGGUGGAUAACUCCUCCCUGACUGGUGAAUCUGAGCCCCAGACACGAACACCUGACUUCUCCAAUGAAAAUCCCCUAGAGACAAGGAACAUUGCCUUUUUUUCCACCAACUGUGUUGAAGGUACUGCUAGAGGUAUUGUCAUCAACACUGGUGAUCGCACAGUCAUGGGCCGUAUUGCUACUCUUGCCUCUGGUCUUGAAGUUGGCCGAACCCCCAUUUCUAUAGAAAUUGAGCACUUUAUCCACAUUAUCACUGGUGUGGCUGUUUUCCUGGGUGUGUCCUUCUUUAUUCUUUCCCUGAUUCUUGGGUACAGCUGGUUGGAGGCAGUCAUCUUCCUCAUCGGUAUCAUUGUUGCUAAUGUGCCAGAAGGUCUCUUGGCUACUGUAACUGUGUGCCUGACUUUAACUGCCAAACGUAUGGCAAAGAAGAACUGCCUUGUGAAGAAUCUUGAAGCUGUUGAGACCCUUGGCUCCACCUCAACCAUCUGUUCAGACAAGACCGGAACCCUGACCCAGAACCGUAUGACUGUAGCUCACAUGUGGUUUGACAACCAGAUUCAUGAAGCCGACACCACAGAGAACCAGAGUGGAACCUCUUUUGACAGAAGCUCUGCCACUUGGGCUGGUCUGGCUCGAAUUGCAGGCCUGUGCAACCGUGCUGUCUUCCUUGCUGACCAAGACAACGUUCCAAUUCUCAAGAGGGAUACAGCUGGUGAUGCCUCAGAGUCUGCCCUACUGAAGUGUAUUGAGCUCUGCUGUGGUUCAGUGAAGGACAUGAGAAACAAAUACACAAAGAUUGCUGAGAUCCCCUUCAACUCCACCAACAAAUACCAGUUGUCCAUCCACAAGAACACCAACGAAGGAGAGAGCAAGCACUUGCUAGUAAUGAAAGGAGCUCCUGAGAGGAUCCUUGACCGGUGCUCAACUAUUAUGCUUCAGGGAAAAGAACAGCCCCUAGAUGAUGAGAUGAAGGAUGCUUUCCAGAAUGCUUACUUGGAACUGGGUGGCCUAGGAGAGCGAGUGCUGGGUUUCUGUCACUACAGCCUUCCUGAUGAUCAGUACCCUGAGGACUUCCAGUUUGACACAGACGAUGUGAACUUUCCAACUGAGAACUUGUGCUUUGUUGGCCUCAUGUCUAUGAUUGAUCCACCACGUGCUGCUGUGCCUGAUGCUGUUGGCAAGUGCAGAAGUGCUGGAAUCAAGGUUAUCAUGGUCACUGGUGAUCAUCCAAUUACAGCAAAGGCCAUUGCUAAGGGUGUGGGUAUCAUCUCUGAGGGCAACGAGACUGUAGAGGACAUUGCUGCUCGUUUGAACAUUCCUAUCAAUGAAGUCAACCCCAGAGAUGCCAAGGCUUGUGUGGUCCAUGGUGGUGAUUUGAAGGACCUGACCCCUGAACAACUGGAUGAUGUCUUGAAACAUCACACGGAGAUUGUGUUUGCAAGAACAUCUCCCCAACAAAAGCUGAUUAUUGUUGAAGGCUGUCAGCGCCAGGGUGCCAUUGUGGCUGUGACUGGUGAUGGAGUGAAUGAUUCUCCUGCACUAAAGAAGGCUGACAUUGGUGUAGCUAUGGGUAUUGCUGGAUCUGAUGUCUCCAAACAAGCUGCUGACAUGAUCCUCCUGGAUGACAACUUUGCCUCAAUUGUUACUGGAGUGGAGGAAGGCCGCCUAAUCUUUGACAACUUGAAGAAAUCAAUUGCGUACACCUUGACGAGUAACAUUCCUGAGAUCACUCCUUUCCUCUUCUUUAUUAUUGCAAAUAUCCCUCUUCCUCUGGGCACAGUCACCAUCCUCUGUAUUGAUCUUGGCACGGACAUGGUUCCUGCUAUCUCCUUGGCUUAUGAAGCUGCUGAGAGUGACAUUAUGAAGAGGCAGCCCAGAAACCCCAAAACAGACAAGCUAGUAAAUGAAAGGCUGAUUAGCAUGGCCUAUGGACAGAUUGGUAUGAUUCAGGCCCUUGCUGGCUUCUUUACCUACUUUGUCAUUCUGGCUGAGAAUGGAUUUUUGCCAUCCGAAUUACUGGGUAUACGUGUGUUUUGGGAUGACAAGCAUAUGAAUGACCUGGAAGACAGCUACGGUCAGCAGUGGACAUAUGAGCAGAGGAAGAUUGUGGAGUUCACAUGCCACACUGCUUUCUUUAUCAGUAUUGUAAUUGUGCAAUGGGCUGACUUGAUUAUCUGUAAGACCAGGAGGAAUUCAGUCUUCCAGCAAGGGAUGAAGAACAAAAUUCUCAUCUUUGGCCUGUUUGAGGAGACGGCCCUUGCCGCCUUUCUGUCCUACUGCCCAGGCAUGGACGUUGCCCUCAGAAUGUACCCCCUCAAACCAAAUUGGUGGUUCUGCGCAUUCCCCUAUUCACUUCUCAUCUUUAUUUAUGAUGAAAUCCGGAAACUUAUCAUCCGGCGCAGUCCAGGAGGUUGGGUGGAGAGAGAGACCUACUACUAAAGCAUCCAGACGACAUCACACACAUUUUUUGCAUGGCUGUCUUGCUGCUUGGAAUUUUAACCUCAGUAAAUUGGAUUUUUUUUUUUUUUAUAUAUAUAUAUAUAUAUUUUAGGGAAUGCUUGACACAAACACUGAGAUCGUGAAUCAAGACAUUGCGUGCCUUGUUUCUGAAGCCGGACCAAUUUUAUACAUGUUUUUAAAAGUGUAAUGUUAAUAAACUCUCAGUCAGGUCCCACAUUUGGAGUCAUUUGAAUGUUCUGUUUUUGUUUUUGUGGGUUUAUUUUUUUUUUUUUUUGUUUUUUUGUUUUUCUUUAACACAUUUGGAACAAAAUGAGAUUGCCGUUGUUCUCUGGUACACUUGACACUGUCAGUUGACCAGGAGACUUGCUUCACAUGGCAUUAAAAAGUGAUUAAACUCAUUACACCUGCUCACUUCCACUUCAACUGAACAAGUGACCAUUUCAGUGACCUUUCUGAGCCCAUUUCUACAGCCUCAGUUUCUGAAAGGAGGGCAAAGCUGUUUUUAUAAAGAGGAAUUUGUUUAGUUGUGAGAGAGGACCCGUUUUUAAACAGCAAAAUCAACAACCUGGAGGAGGAAAGCAGAACCCAAUACUUCUGUCUGUUCCAGCAUCGGUAAACAACUCCCACAUAAUUGUUGUAGAGCGUGAUGAAAUUUUUCAUUCAAGCAGCAUGGGAUUGAGAGAAAGCAUGUAGUUUAAGCCUGGAUGAACAUGGCUCCCUAGGAGUUAGGUCUGUUUCUGCUCAGUAGUCUUACACUGGCAGCAAAAGCUGCUCCGUCAUGUUUUGAAGCUGAGGCUGUUGAAAAUCCAUGCUUUUCUGUUCUUUUUUUUUUUUUUUUAAUUAUUAUUAUUUUCUACAUCAUAACAAUAAUCCUGGCUAUUCUUAAGGGAGUUUGACCCCGGCAACCAAAUGUUUAGUUUCAUGUAAUUAUGCAAGACAUGCCAUUAAAGCACCAGGGCACAAAUGUUGUGUGUUUUUGAGAAUCCUACACCUCUUACACCCUUGCUGAAAACUGUUUUUCCGUUGUAUUACAAGGUUGUUCAAUUUGUGUACAAGGUUUUAAAUGAACUUUACCUUUUUUAUCUUUUACAUUUUCAAUUAACAUGCUCCAAAAAUGACUGCCAUCAUUUUCAAAGUUUGAGCCAAUAGCUAUUCAACUAGCCAAAUUUGCACCCCAGUUACUGGAAAAUUUAUAAUGGCAAAAUAAAUCUGCAAUUCAUAAAUGCCAUUGAAACUGCAUGAAUAUUGAGUUAUGCUGAUUUACAGUGUGGAUUAGGCACCAUUUUUGAAUUCUCAGUUAUGCUGUGUGUUAAGUUAAACUUUCUCACAGUGACCUAUCAAUUUAGUAUUGCUCGUUUAUUUGUUUUUCCUAGUGGAUUUUGAGGGAUCAGUAUAGGCACCACAGCUCAUUUACAGCUGGUCACUCGGCAGAUUAAGCAUGAAGCCAUUUCCCGAUUGCUUUUGCCUGAAGUAUGAAACCAAGAAAGAGAAAAUAUGUGUAAUUUGUAUACAAAACCAUGUAUGUCGUGUGCAUGAUUUUGCAUGACUUUCAGAGAACUAUACAUCUGAAAUGCUGACUGAUGCUGUUCCUGUAUGACCUGGUCCUUUGACAAGGGCCUGGUGGCCCAGCAUUCGUUAAUUGUGGCGAGAGAAUGCAGAACAAAUUCUAUCCCGACAGAAUUUCUCCUUUAUUACAGCAACUGGCUCCAGUGCUGAGUGACCUCAUGAGCAGACAAGAGAAAAUCGCUGACACCAGGUCACUUUUGGAUGUCAUCAAUUUUGCCUAAUUUGGGCUUGAACACUUCAUGAAAUGCAGGAAAAACGAGCUUGCCAAUUGUUGUUGUCUGUUUAUGACCUAUUGGACAUGUAAACCAUUACUGUAAAUGCAUUCCCCAUGUGAAUGAAGACUGUUAAUGAAACCAAUAAUAAAAAAAAAAUUUAAAAACGCA
This is a messenger RNA of Pygocentrus nattereri (red-bellied piranha), 5243 nucleotides long. RefSeq names its product sodium/potassium-transporting ATPase subunit alpha-1-like. Gene Ontology annotation, cellular component: membrane. The transcript is spliced from 22 exons. Bases 193 to 3273 code for a protein of 1026 amino acids. Lineage: Eukaryota; Metazoa; Chordata; Actinopteri; Characiformes; Serrasalmidae. Gene Ontology annotation, biological process: intracellular potassium ion homeostasis; proton transmembrane transport; potassium ion import across plasma membrane. The record is from RefSeq and is a predicted model, not a curated record. Gene Ontology annotation, molecular function: ATP hydrolysis activity; P-type sodium:potassium-exchanging transporter activity; ATP binding.